Molecule: messenger RNA, 11089 nt
Organism: Caretta caretta (loggerhead turtle)
Lineage: Eukaryota; Metazoa; Chordata; Testudines; Cheloniidae
Gene: DBF4
Product: DBF4-CDC7 kinase regulatory subunit
Biological process (GO): regulation of cell cycle phase transition; positive regulation of nuclear cell cycle DNA replication
Cellular component (GO): Dbf4-dependent protein kinase complex
Molecular function (GO): protein serine/threonine kinase activator activity; zinc ion binding; nucleic acid binding
Source: RefSeq, a predicted model, not a curated record
GGUGGUGCUAGUCAGCCCCGCCCCCCGGCGGGACGCGCAGGGAAGGAAGGAGGCCGGGCGAGUAGGCCCUUGUUGAGGUCGGACUCGUGAGGCGGGAAAGCGCCUAAGACGCUGCGGGGACGGGGCUCGGCCUUGGUUACCGGCCUUAGAGCCUACGGUCAUAACCCUCGGAAGGAAGGUGGACAGAAAAAUGUGACUCACCAAGAAAAUGAAACCAAAUGCUAUGAGGAUUAGCAACAAAAGACAAGUUACAACAGGUGGAACGCAAGGAAAAACAGAAAAAAAUAAACCUUCUCUGAAAACUUUGAGAAAAGAUACCACAAAGACAGAGAAAUCGAAAUAUAAGCCACUUACUGGGAAGGUGUUUUAUCUUGAUAUUCCCUCUAAUGUGAUCUCUGAAAAAUUAGAGAAGGAUCUUAAGGAACUAGGAGGGAGAGUGGAGGGAUUUCUUAGCAAAGAUAUCAGCUAUCUGAUUUCUAAUAAAAAGGAAGCAAAAUUUGCUCAAGUUCUUGGACAAAUUUCUCCAGUCCCAAGCCCAGGCUCUGCACAUACGGGCGGAAAUAGUUCACCUCAUCCCAGUAGCAGAAGAGAUCGACAUGAUGGAAAUUCAUUUAAGAUGGUGGAUACAGUACGUUUGAGUAGAGGAAAAUCUUUAGUUGAAAAAGCUAUCAAAGAACAGGAAUUAAUCCCUUCAGGUACUAUACUAUCCAAUGCCUUGAGUUGGGGAGUAAAAAUACUUCAUGUUGAUGAUAUUAAAAAUUAUCUUGAGCAAAAGAAAAAGGAGCUCUGCCUGAUCAAGAAAGCAAGCAUUUCAGUCAAAGAUGUGGGGAAACGAUGUGGUGGUCAGAAAUCAAAAAGUCGACUGAAAAAUCCAUUUGUGAAAGUGGAAGACAGAAGCUGCCGUUACAGACCAUUUUAUCUACAAUUAUCCAGCUUUCCUGUUCUCAACUAUUCUGCUCCAAAACCUUAUAGUCCAUUUGAUAUAGAUAAGAAGAAUGCUAGUGGCCAAAAGCAAACUCAGUCUAAACAAAGAAACAAAACAAAUAGUGACCAAGACUGUGGUGGUCCAGUUCAACUUCCUCUAAAGGAUAAGAAAAAGAAAGGGUAUUGUGAAUGUUGUAUGAGGAAAUAUGAAGAUCUGCAAACUCAUCUUGAAAGUGAACCACACCAAAACUUUGCACAGAGCACCCAAUAUCAAGUUGUGGAUGAUAUAAUAUCCAAGUUUGUUUAUGACUUUGUAGACUACAGAGAUGAUACACAAAAAAUGAAAAGGACAAAAUGUAUUAUGGGAUACUUUUCUCCUGUUAUUGGAAACAUAACUAAAACGGAUGAGCUGAAAGAACAACUAAAAAGACAACACAUUUCAUUCAAGUGUUAUUCUUGGAAAGAUUCUAAAGUGCAGGAACUAAAACAGGACCAUCAACACACAAAAGUAUCCCAGAGUUUGGUACAAAAACUUAACUCCAUUUCUGAACCUGUAUGUUCUAUUCUUCCUUGUCAUCCAUCAUUUCCUUCCAAAGUAGUAAGUAAAUUCAAAAGUAAUGCUGAAAAUGGUAAAAUAGAAGAUUCCUGUGCUUUAAAUCUAAAAGAGACUGGUUUAUCACCAAACUUCAUACAGCUACCUCCCCAGAAAGACAACAAAACAUACCUUGAGAACUUAUCUGAAUUUUAUGGGCAUUCUAGUAAUGAAGUAUUUGAACCUGAAGUAACUUUAAAUAGAAAGAAUUUGCAAGGAGUGCAAACAAAGUUAUAUACUCAUGGUCUAGUCACUGAUAGUAGUGAAAAAGACAAAAAUACCUCACAGCCAAAACGAAAAUUAAAUAAUCCAUUUGUUCUACCAGCAAAAUAUUUGAAGAAAACAGAUGCCAAUUCAGCAUUUACCAAAAAACAGUUAGAUUUUGGUGUGGAUAAUGAUCCACAGAGAGAGCAUCAUAUAGUUCUGAAGACUGAGACGCUAUCACAUUGUCUUUCUACAAGCAAAGCAACUAGUGAAUGUGCUAUCGAUAGUGGACCCAGCUCACCUUCUAGAAAGCUGCACAGAAAAGUAAAACUUUCCUCAGGAAAAAAUAAAAGAGGAAACCGGAGACAGAAUAUGGAGUUAUGUGUAAAGCAAACUGAUGAUUUAUCUGUUACUGAAGAAAAGAAAAAUGCAUGUUGCUCCCCAAUGCAGACUCUGGUGGAAUUAUUUCAGACAAGUGAAGUAAAUUCAGAUUUUGGGGGUUUUACAAGUUAUCCUGAGAAAAAAGAUUCAAGUUGCCUGAAAGAUAUUUGGGAAGGACAAAAUGCAAAUUCUCUGUGGUCAUUAUUUUCUUCUUCCUCUUCAACCCCAUUUAUCGGAUUUUAAUGCUGCUUUAUUUAAAACAAUGACUUCUGAAUAAAUUUGCAAACUGAUGAGGAUUUUAUUCAUGGAAAUGAAUUCUUGUAUUGUAAAUUAUGUGUUCAAGUUUUGGUAUAUCAAAUAUACAUGCAAAAACAUGUGUAAAUCUGAAGAAUAAAGAUAAUCCUGGUGUGCUUUUCUUUAAAAAAACCACUUUUUAUCACAGCUGAUAAAUAGGUUAUGGCCUAAAAUACAAUGUGUUUAACUCCAGCUUCUAGCCAAGAUAUAUAUACAUCAUGUAGCUUAUUGUGAAUUUCAGACAAUAAAAAAACCAAUUUAUUUGUGUGUAUAUACACACAGUAUAUUUUAUUUUUAACAAAGUAGUUGGUUUCUGAUUGACUGAAGUUCUUGUUAAGUUGGAGUUGGUUUUUCUCUCCUCAGUAAAUAGUCAUCCAUCAGUCUUACUAGCUGGCAUAGAUUAGAAGGAGUAUGGUUCUAGGGUUGAAGUACAGAAUUGGCAGUCAGAAGGUCUGUUUUUAAUUCUUGACUCCGCUACGGACUUUGACCUUGCACAAGCUCUGUCUGUUUUUAUAUCUAUAAAAUGGAUAUAAUGCAGCAGUGCUUAUUUACAGCUUCAACAGGGAUUAUUGCAAGGAUUAAUUAAUUAAUAUGUCUGCCUCUUGAGCCUUCAUGCAUGUGCCUAUGCUAUGUUUUUCUUAGCCUUUUAGCUUGCCAUCAUUUAAGAUUCCGGGAAUGGAACUGUAAAGAGAAAUUUACUUCGACACAUAUAUUUGUUUUAUUCCUAUUGUGGUACAUGUUUUACUUCAGUCUUCACUAAAAAUGUUAACAGUGACCAGAUACCCAACACAAUUAAUAUAAACAACAACUGGGAAGAAAUGCAAGCCAAAAUAGGGAAGAAACAGGUUAAAGAAUAUUUAAAUAAGUUGGAUAUAUUUAAGGCAGCAGGGCCUCAUGAAAUUUAUCCCAGAUAUGUAAGUACUAGUUAAAGCAAUCACAGAAUCUUUAGCAAUUAUCUUCGAGAACUCAUGGGGGACAGGUGUGGUCCCAGAGGACUGGAGAAGGGCAAACAUAGUACUUAUCAUUAAAAAGGGGAACAAAGAGGACCAGGAAAUUCAGCCUAACUUCUAUAUCCGAAAAGAUACUGGAACAAAUUAUUCUUUUUCUGUGGUGUCCCUAUGCAUGCUCCGCUUCACGUAUGCAUGCGUUUCUUGAGCCUUUGAUCAGAUAUUUUCCAUUAGCAGUUUCUGUUCGGCCUGCACACAUGCUCUACACAACUUCAUCCCUUGCUCUGAGGGUAUACAGGGCUGUACAGGCGAACCAGUCUCCGUUCCUUCUCUUCUGCCUUGGCCUGAGACAGACCUCUAGCAUGUCUGCCUCAUGCCUGCCUCAGCAUGUUUUGUAAUUGUUUAUUAGUUAGUAUAGUGCUGUGUUGUUUGGUGUUAGUAUAGAAUUAGAUAGUUGUCAGAGAUUUCAGUUUUUUUUCUUCCCCAUUUUUCUGGGGAGCUUAUUUGGCCUUCUGAUGGGGUGGACUAGGCCAUGAGGCUACUGCUGGGGGCCUCAAGGCCCUGCCUCACUCUGCCCCAGAAAAGGGCAGUAGAGAGGUCCUCCAACCUGCCUAAAGCGACUGUGUGUGGGAAGCAGCCAAUCAGGGCCCAGCGGGGCAGUAUAAAAAGAGUUGCAGAGCCAGAGCGAUUGCAGUUCCUUGCAAGAGCUGGAGGAGAGUGGAUGGUGCUCCAGGCUAGCUGCUGGGACUCCACAAGGACAAGACCCUGAAGUAAGGGUGAAGAAUGUGCGGGAGCCACGAGGAAGUGGCCCAGGGAAUUAGAGCAGCAGCGCAACUUAGCAGCUGUCACUGUAUCUCUUUAUCUAUCUACAGGGUCCCUGGUCUGGGAGUAGUGGGCGGGCCUGGAUCCUCCCCAAUCCCCAAUUAGUCACUAGGGGAAGCGUCCUGGACUUUGAGGCACCCCAGAAGGGGGACUGAACUGUAGUGGCCCAACUGAAGAGCUGGGCCUGAGAGGGCGAAGACAUUGCCUCCAGGGAAGGAGCCCUGGGGCAUUCCUCUAUUCCAGAGCAGGGACAUACUGAGAGAGGCCCCUGUUGGAGUUGUACCCCGGAAGGAGUUUGCUUUGCUUUUAACAGAAACAGUGUGUGACUUGGCCAGAGGGCUGAGUCAGCGAAGACUACCACAGACAGGUAGAGAGAGAGUGCAGGUACACGCACUCGGCCAGAGGGUGCUCAUGAGAGGUGAGUGUGACCCAAUUACACUGAUACCAGAAGUGGGGAUUGUUCGGACUGUCCCCUGCAAGCAAGGGGACCGUGGAAGAGCUAUUAUCAGCUCUAGGCCAGCGGAACGUGCAAAACCCCAGAAAGCUGCCCAGCAACAACACGGAAAAACCCUGGAGCAGCUUCAACAGCAACUCCAGGAUCACCAGUCUCUUGGUUGGCAGGGAACUUGGCAUCCACGACAGCGUCCACCCAGAUGCCUCAAAGGAAAGAGUCAGCAGACCCCACCAUAGAGCGGCAGGUACUAUAGGCAAGUGGGGCAGGCGAGAUGGGUUUACCCUGAGACAAGCCAUGGUUGUAAGGCCAGACCUGGUUGCCUUGAGCGCCACCAAGACCAGUGAUGGCCAGGCUGACCAAGACACCUGGCCCGAAUUGUUGAGGCCCAGCCUAUAGUAAAGGCGGAACAGAAGACUGUUGGGACUCAGUUUAGGGCUUGGAAGGCUGCCCUAGGAACAAUUUGUUUCCAUUGCAGGGAAAUGGGCCACAUGAGAAGGUAUUGCCCUGAAAAAAACUCACUCGUGAAGGCAGUACUGGUAUUAUCAUAGACCCAGGCCUCACCCUAAUUGGCAAACCUGGGUUAGACAAGAAAGCAGAACUGGGGCCCAUAUGAUAGAAAUGGGAAAGCAGUUUUGGGGCUUGAACAACCCAUUUCCUGAAGGCAAGACUCAGCCUCCGGUCUCUGUCCUAAAGGAAGAGAACAUGGGCAAUAUACCUAAUGUGUCACAGGAACUGUGGCAGAGCUCCAGCAGGGGUCCUCAGGGCCUAGUCCACCCCGUCGCACACCUUCUCCCCUCCCCUCCCCCCCUACCCCCCCAAGAUUGAGGUCGUUUCAAGCAGUGAAAGAGAUGUCCAAGCAGCUGGGACAGACCAAGCAAGACAUAGCUGACCUUGAGAAGGCGAAGCUGUUGCUGGUGGCUGAAUGCAAAGAGUUGGCCAAGGAAAGAAAAAUAUGUCCGCCUAGGGAGAGAAACACUGGGUACGCAAGAGACGAUGGGCAGGAACCCUGUGCAGGAGAUGAGCUGAACCUAAACCUGGAGAAAGAAGUGUCCAAUAUAAAAGACAGAAGGAGUUGGAGCAUCUGCUUGUUUUGGAGAUGGAAUGCUCUGCCUACCAUCAAGACCAGUGGGCCUGUACAGAAAUAGAGGUGCAGGAGAGAGAGAUCCUCUCAUUGAGCAGAAUGCUGAAGGACAGCCGGCAACAGAAGCUGGAUCUAGAAAAAGCAUGGCAGGCCUCAGGGGAGCAGCCUACCACACUGAGAAAGUUGCUAGAGAUUAAGACCAGAGAAGUGAUCCACACCUCUGUAGGUGUGGAGGUCUGAAGCACUGAGGCAGGUCUGGAAACCCAUGAUAAGAUGGUGAGCACAGAAAGGGAGUACUAAGAGGCUUGUGUGGAUACCAGUGGGUUGGCUGAUGGGCUAGACAUCCAGAAAGACCUGAAAGGAUCGGGCAGCAGUCUAAUAAAGAAGUGGAUGUCCUGUGGCAGAAACACUAAGAUCCCAUGCACAACAGAGGCUGCAAUAAUGGCAGUAGCCCACUCAGCUACACAGCAGACCUCUACUGUAAGGGGCUGGGGUGAGCUAGAAGAGAAGGUUGCUACUGCUGAUCGGAAGUAGGCUGAAAUCCUGAAACUACGGACACAGGUUGCCCAAUACUGGCAGCAGCUGGAAGAGAUCUGCUCUUCACGGGACAGGAUUGUGCAACAAACAGUAAAACAGGAGCAAGAGCUGACCCGCCUCAGAGUGGAGAAAGAGAAGGGGGGACAGCAGUGCUUUCUGCUGCAAAAGGUCCUGCUCAAGCUCCAGAACCUGCUCAAGGUUCAGCCAGGAUCAAAGUCCAACUUGGCUGAGGAGAAUGAGCUGAAGUUGUGUGGAUCGGGGCCACUACAGAAGGACGAUGACUUGGACAAGGACAUACAUCUGCCUGCUCUGGCUCUAAAACUCCGGAAUUUUGAUGUGGCAGCAGAGCAAGGCCAGAACAGGACCUCUGCUAAAAAGAAGAGCUCUUCCCAGAGCAAAAAGGAAGCUAAAAAUGGUCCUAACCUGCUAAAUGUUUUACACACAAUAGUGUGGGUACAGAAAGAACAAAAGUGGGUAUUGCUUGGUUAUGUAUUUAAAGAAGUGGGCAGAACAAUACAGUGUCUGGUCUUUGGAAACCUGGAAGGGAUCUGAACUCAGAUAGAGAGAUCCAUAAUUCUGAAGGCUGUACAUGCAGAUGCAUCCAGAAGGACUUCUCUCCAGAUCAGGCGGCCGAGGUAAAAGAAUUUAUUUCUGGGGAAAUCCCAGCUUUGUUAACCAGCCUAGAGGCAGUAAAAGGCUUUGGUGAUCUGAACGUCGCUGUAGGGAGCCAUGGUGGCUCCCCUCCGAACCAGAGGGUAAAGAGCCACCCUCUCAGCCUGAGUGGGCGGGGCCAGACCAAGCUUACGCCAAUCCCCGGAAGGGGAGGGGUGGGACAGGAAGUACAAAGGGCGGGGCCCUUUGCCCAGUGAGGAGAGCACCAGGGAGGAGGACAGACACAGGCUGCUGGCUGCUCCCUCGCGAUCCUGCUGCUGACCCAGGGGAAGCCCUGGGCAAGGAGGAACCUGACUGGGAGGAAGGCCUGUGGCAACCAGGACUGCCAGCCGCUGAAUACCUAGAGGACCUGGAGGGGCCUGGCUGUAGCCCGGGCCAGCGUGCGUCCGACACAGAGGGGGAGCUGGAGCUGCCAGCAGCGGAAUACCCGGAUGAGCUGGAGGGACCGGAGAGACCCGCUUGAGAGACUGGGUAGGAAGUAGCCCAAGGGCAGAACUGCACCGUGGGGUGGGUGUGUUUGGUCAGCGGGCAUGGAUGGCCCCCGCUGACCCAGCGGCGGGACCUUCGCCUCCCGCCACUGACCGGGCCCUGGGCUGGAACGCAGUGGAGUUGCGUGGGCCUGAGUUCCCUUACCCCAGCCAGCCUGUUUUGGGUAGCAGAGCUGUGCGCUACAAACCCAUACUGGCGCUCCCCUGCCUGAGGGGCGUGCUGCAGACUUGUGCUGGCACACCACCUCCGCUAAUUCCCCAGCACCCGAAAGGUGUGACUAAGGCCUGCCAGUGGGACCAUAGCUCUCCAUUGCCCCCUAGGGGCUCAGAGGACCAACUGAAAGCUGUCACAGUCGCGCAUGUGGUAAAUUGACAUGCCAUUGACUACAGAGGAUUAUGUGCACCGUAUGGACUACCUACAGAAAGGGGGAAACUGUGGUGGGUAACUUCAUAUUUCUCUGGGGAAGAUAAGGAUAUCACCAGGGAUCUGGUUAAUUUACUAGUGUCAGCCACACAAGAAGUACCCCCUUGGCUAAAGAACAUGGCUAAAGGAUAACUUUGGUUGAGCCCACCUUUGUGAUAAGUUGGCUCUGAAUAGAAGGAGCUCUCAGGGAGUGUGAACAAUUAAAACCUCUCCAGAGAAAGAUGUUUGAGAGGAACCCUGACUAACUGGGGCAAUGAGAUGGUUAAAAGCUCUCCAGGUAGAAAGGCCUGGGAGAGAAGUACCCUGAGGAAGUAGGGCAAAAUUGAUAGAAGGUGUGUCACAGAGCUACUUAAGGAAGGAGCCUGAAGUGGAAAAUCUCUCCAGGCAGAGAGGCCUGGGAGGGAACCCUGACCAAAAGGGGUAGAUAUUAUAAAAGCCUCUCCAGGUAGAAAGGCCUAAGGGAGAAGACUCUGAUCCACUGGGGUACGAGACUGCCAAAUCUCUCUGUACAGAGAUGUGUGGCAGGGAAACUCUGAGAAGCUGGGGCAAAGACUACUACAGCUCCCUGGGUAAGAGAGGCCAGGGAGGGAGAGCCCUCACAAAUGGGGGCAUGUGCAAAGGAAACUCCCCAGAUAGAAAGGUUGGAGAGAGUAAAUAUCCUGCUAAACUAGGGCAAAAGAUUGGGUAAGCAGAGACAUUACAUGCAAGAGCACCACCUCAACCUUGUCUGAGGGCGGGAGGUGUGUGAUGGGUGGACUAGGCCUUGAGACCCCCUGCUAGAGGCCUUGAGGCCCUGCCACACCUCGCCCCAGAAAAGGGCAGUAGAGAGGUCCUCCCACCUGCCUAAAGCGACUGUGUGGGAAGCAGCCAAUCAGGGCCCAGUGCGUCAGUAUAAGAAGAGCUGCAGGGCCCGAGUGAGUGCAGUUCCUUGUGAGAUCUGGAGGAGAGUGAAUGGUGUUUCAGGCUAGCUGCUGGGACUCCACAAGGACCAGUCCCUGAGGUAAGGGUGAAGAAUAUGUGGGAGCCACGGGGAAGUGGCCCGGGGAAGUACAGCAGCAGCACAACUUAGCAGCUGUUGCUGUAUCCCUUUAUCUAUCUACAGGGUCCCUGGUCUGGGAUCUGGAGUAGUGGGCGGGCCCGGAUCCUCCCCAGUUAGUCACUAGGGGAAGCGUCCUGGACUUUGAGGCACCCCAGAAGGGGGACUGAACUGUAGUGGCCCAACUGAAGAGCUGGAGCCUGAGAGGGCGAAGACAUUGCCUCCAGGGAAGGAGCCCUGGAGCACUCCUCUAUUCCAGAGAAGGGACAAACUGAGAAUUACAGAGGGCACUGAGAGAGGCCCCUGUUGGAAUUGUACCCCAGAAGCAGUUUGCUUUGCUUUUAAUACACAGACAGACGGUGGAGGGCUGAGUCAGCGAAGACUGCCACAAACAGGAAGAGAAAGAGUGCAGGCACACACACUCGGCCAGGGGGCGCUCAUGAGAGGUGAUUGUGACCCCCUUACAGGCUCGGCUAACCAGGUUUCAAAUGCUGCCUCUCUUGUCAGAAGGCUAUUGUCAUCAGCGAUGGCCACUCUAAGUGUAUCUGUUGCUUGGGAGAGUCCCAUAUCUGCCAAAAAUGUAACUUUUGCCUGGCUCUAAAAUCUAGAGCUUGCAAAAAAUCAGGAGACCAAACUGGAGAUGCUGAUGAGGAAGGAUGCCCUUCAACACGCUUCUGAGUCAGAUCAGGAGACAUCGCCCCUUCCCCCCGUACAUCUUUCUCCGGACAGAUCCAAUGCCCCUUUGACUUAGGCUAAGGUCACCUAAGAAGGGGAAGAUCUCAGAGGACUCAGGAAAAGCUCAGAAGAGGAGGAGCUUGGGCUCCCGCCAUGAGGAGCCAGCUCCCAAGAAGUCCUGAUCUCCUGUAGAUCUGUGGUGUUGGAGUGCUCAGCCUCUGAACUUGGUCCUCUGGAGGUGAAAGACUCUUCUACCAGUACUGGCAGAGCAGGGAGAUCCCAGAGCAUUCUGAAGAAACACGGAGCUGGCAGGGCCCCACUACCAUCUACCUCCAUAUCAGCACCAUUUAUUUCAGACCUACCAAUAGUGCCUUCCCACUCAGCUCCAUCAGUAAUGACAAAAUCGAAGCACACACCUGUGCCCCUGGCUCCUUCUCACUUCAAACCAGCCGUUCCACCCAAGUCAACUGCUCCAUCAGUACUAACCCACUCAGUACUGCAGGAAUUCCAUUACUCCAGGGACUUGACAUGUCAGUGUUAGGUGAACCAGAGUCCUUACUGUUUAUGGGUACUGAACAACUCUUGGUCCUGAGACCCCGGUCUGUGGAUUACCAGUGCUUCCUAGUACUGCAGGAUUCUCUUCCCUUUUCUAUUGGAGGCCCCCUAUUGGAGGACAUUGAGGGAGGAUGAAGGCGACUUUCAGCUAAUCAGUGCGGGGCUUCCUUCCGCACCCAUUACAGGAUCCUUGGUUGGCGUAUUGGUAACAGUUUGCUAGACAUCUGUCUUUAUUAUACUAGGAGAAUAGGGCCACACAAACCCCCCAAAUGAGGAGAACUUUGAGGAACAGGAAGAUAGGGUAGACUAAGAGGCUACCCCUCAAACCUCAAUUUUGCCUUCAUCUCACGACAAAGCAGUCAUGCCUCCAUCACCAUCAGUGGCUAACUAUUUUCUCCAGUUCUAGGACCUUGGGAAGAGAGUGGCUGACAUCCUGCAGAUACUUCUUGAGGAGGUUAGACUCGUAUCACAAGAUCCUGGACAUUUUGCAGUUGGUAACACCCAGCAAGCACUCCUGGAUCCAGCAAAGUCUGCGUGGCAAAGUCCUGCCACUAUCCUGCCAACUUGUAAACAUGCAGAUAAAAAGUAUGUGUGCCUGUUCUUCCCCAGGUAAAAGUUCCUAGGGUUGUUAUGGAGAUACUAAAGGAUAUGGAUAUAACCUUCCAAUAAAGUAAUUGACACAGGCAGUAUUUUUUCCAAAACUAAGUAUCUCAGGGAUUUUGUGCUUUAGUUAGAAUUUUUGAGACACAAAUCCCUUAUUGCAAGUUAAAGAGCACUUAGAAUCACUUGAACUAUAUAUGCUAUUGUAGUUUAAGUGAAGCAAUUUGUUGCAAGUGGCCAGUUUGCUACAAAUUGCUGACAGCAGAUCUUAAAUUGCUUUAAAGUUUACAUAAGUAAAAUAUAAUUAAAACACACACACAUUUCAAAUGUGCACAUACUACCUCUGUAUAUUAUCCUAUACUAUACUUUUACUAAACUAUAAUUAAAAAGAAUAUUAAGCUUA